Molecule: messenger RNA, 5275 nt
Organism: Platichthys flesus (European flounder)
Lineage: Eukaryota; Metazoa; Chordata; Actinopteri; Pleuronectiformes; Pleuronectidae
Gene: mapk3
Product: mitogen-activated protein kinase 3
Exons: 9
Coding region: 293-1474 (393 amino acids)
Biological process (GO): protein phosphorylation; intracellular signal transduction
Cellular component (GO): nucleus; cytoplasm
Molecular function (GO): MAP kinase activity; ATP binding
Source: RefSeq, a predicted model, not a curated record
GGCGUGACUCCGCCCAACCGAGUCAGCCUCGACAGGCAUAUCUAACGCAUCUGUAUUACCGUAGUUUGGCACGCGCAUUUUACGCUCGGUGUUGAGGCCAAAUCCGCGCUCGCGUACCCAAAUCCGUUUCCAGUCCGGCAGUGGAGAGGGCUCGGUGCUCGGUUCUCUGCUCCGUCAGUCCAGACAUCCGCACGGUCACAGCCCCGGAGAGACGUUACACGGCGCGGGGAGCGGCAGGCGGUGCCUCGGCGAACACACUCGGACAGAGCAGGAGCACUUCGGAAGGGAAAGAAUGGCGGAUUCGAGCAGCACCGCAGCGGUCGGGGCCGCGGGCUCCAACAGCGCCGCUGCUGCUGCCGGGGCGGCGGGCACUGUUGCGCAGGAUGUCGCACCCGGAGCCGCGGGACCCAAGCCCGUGGCCGAGUCCGUGAAGGGCCAGCUAUUCGACGUGGGCCCCCGCUACACGAACCUGUCGUACAUCGGGGAGGGGGCGUACGGAAUGGUGUGCUCUGCCAUGGACAACGUGAAUACCUCGCGCGUUGCCAUCAAGAAGAUCAGCCCCUUCGAGCACCAGACGUACUGCCAACGCACACUGAGGGAAAUCAAGAUCCUGCUGCGUUUCCACCAUGAGAAUAUCAUCGGCAUCAACGACAUUCUCCGGGCACGGCAACUCGACAACAUGAGGGAUGUCUACAUCGUGCAGACCCUGAUGGAGACGGACCUCUACAAGCUGCUGAAGAGCCAGAGGCUGAGCAACGACCACGUCUGCUACUUCCUGUACCAGAUCCUGCGAGGCCUCAAGUACAUUCACUCAGCCAACGUGUUGCACCGUGACCUCAAACCCUCCAACCUGCUCAUCAACACCACAUGCGACCUCAAGAUCUGUGACUUUGGCCUGGCGAGGAUAGCCGACCCUGAGCACGAUCACACAGGUUUCUUGACCGAGUACGUGGCCACGCGUUGGUACAGGGCUCCAGAAAUCAUGCUCAACUCCAAGGGCUACUCUAAGUCCAUCGACAUUUGGUCAGUGGGCUGCAUCCUGGCUGAGAUGUUGUCCAACAAGCCGAUCUUCCCUGGGAAACACUACUUGGACCAGCUCAACCACAUACUGGGCGUCCUCGGCUCCCCGACUCCAGAAGAUCUGAACUGCAUCAUCAACAUGAAGGCGAGGAACUACCUGCAGUCCCUGCCUGAGAAACCCAAGAUCCCCUGGGAGAAGCUCUUCUACAAGGCCGACUCGAAAGCUCUGGACCUCCUGGGUCGCAUGUUGACCUUUAAUCCCAUCAAGCGCAUCAGCGUGGAGGAGGCCCUGGCUCAUCCUUACCUGGAGCAGUACUAUGAUCCCACAGAUGAGCCGGUAGCGGAGGAGCCCUUCACUUUCCAAAUGGAGCUGGAUGACCUUCCCAAGGAGAAGCUGAAGGAGCUGAUCUAUGAGGAAACGGCUCGUUUCCAGGAACACUACCAGGGCUCCUGAGACACACAGCCCUAAAGAGUGACAACACCACGCAGAGGCUCGGAAAACAAGAAGACUCCAAACGACAUGCUAAAACAAAGAAAACAAAAACAAAAAUCUUCAAGAAACCAACAAAAAAGAGAAAACACGAACAUUUAACUGCUUAUCUUUCCAUUUCUACUGCAAGAGACAGCUAAGUUCAACUUUGAUUUCCGUGGCUGGGUGGGGUGGUGGGGUCUGUCGUACUCGUACUGGUUUGGUCCUUCUCCCGUGUUGGACUCUCCCUCUGUGUUUGUUUUCCAGUCAAACGCCUCACCUCGUCCCAUCUGCAGUUACUGCUCUUCUCUUCUUCUGUACUGUUUGUUCAUCCUCAACCUGUCGCUGAUCUCUCUUUCCUCUCUGUCGCCCCCCCCCUCAUAUAAAAUCAUACUACUGUAUUAACCAACACCAUAACUCUCUCGUCUCGGCUCCAUGUAAAUCGCAACCUGGGUUAAAGUCGAGGGCUAAAAGAACAGGGAUGCUAAUCCGGUGUGAGUAUGUAUAUACAAAAAAAAUAUAAAACCUUCUCCUAUUUUCCGUUUAUUUUUUUCGUCGUUGUUUUAUUAAGUGUGCUUGUCGCAGUUUUCGUUUGUACACAACGUUGUUUGAGUGUUUUCGGAUCAGUUCAGAGUCGUAAUGUUUGUGUUGGGGUUUAUAUUUGCAAGUCAUUUUUUGAACACUUGAUUCUGAGACGAACAUUCAGUGUUUUUAUCGGCAUGUUGGCAGGUUUAUAGAUUUCUUUGUUGUCGAUUUUCUUUUGUCUUUUUUUAAAGAAAAAAAAAAAACUGUAUGAUGUUGAUAUGAAUGCAUGCAUUCCUGGAAUUUACCAAAGUGGCAGAGAGACGCGGGGAUCUUGGCUGGGGAGCAUAUUUAAGAAAUAUCAGUUUUUAACCGUAACCACAUUUCUUGACCUACAACUCGAAUCAAGGGCCGAGAAACGGAUGUGAACGGUUGUUUUCAGGAGGUUCUACGUGUUUGGAGCAAAACAGAGCAGAAAACAGUUUCUACGAUCAAGUGUUCUUUCAGAUAUUCCAACUGUGAUGCCUAGGCCCCAUUUUCCAGAACGUUCAUGGAGCUCUGUGCCAUGUCGAAACGUUUAAUCCCCCCCCAACAUAUUGUAAACACCAAAACUGAAAUGAUCAGUACCGACCGGACAAGAUGCAGAUGUGCCACAGAAACACCACACCGGUGAACAUUACUGUGCUCUCCACGUUCUGCCGUGUUACAUCCCUUGUCCAUUAAAUACAGCCAACACCAAACAGCUGAUCCAGUGUCAGUAUUACAUUCCUAUAUCAAAUUACAUUCCUGUAACACACGCAGCGGCUGACUGGUGAACUGCUUGUGUCAUGACACCGCUGGAGCCCCCUUGUGGUUUUCACCCAGCCUGUCUGGAAAAUGGGGGUCUGGUUGACUUUAGCCUUUCCCAUUGUGCGAUGCUGUCUCGUGGAGGGAGGGCUUUGUGCCGGGUGGGACCUCGCUCAACAGCCGAGGCCCCAAUCCGAACAAACUCAAUCUCCGUGAAUUCAAGCGGCCAUUUUUAUUUUGUGGUUCUCUGGGCCCUUUUGACUUGUCAUAGAAAGGAAAAAAGCACACCUGAAAAUUCAGAUUAAGCGGGAUAUCAAACGUCCCAGUUAAUCAGUCGUGCCACUAAGCUAGCGCACAUACACACACACACACACACACACACAGUAACAGGACCCCAGUAGUCGCUCAUCUGAAUGGAAUGCCCUCAUUAUUAAUGUUUACGGCUAUAACGUGCCAGAAUGUCUGCUGCGGUAAGAGGCCUGUUGAUGCUGGUGUUGAAUGUAACUGGCCUUCGCUUAGUGGACUCUCCUCAGUUGUGUCCAUUGACAUGAAACCGCACCACUACUGAGAAAACUGUGCACGUUACUGAUUUAAUCGAGAGCUGUACAGUUACUCCUGCUCACAGCCGAGCAACCAUCAUCACUUCCUGGUUGUCCCGUAUAUCCCAGUUUGCUCCUCUCUGCGUGUUUUUAUUUCCUGUGCUCCUCUUCCUUCCUCCCUUUGCCUGUGUGUGUGUUUCUUUGUGUGUGUUUGUGUGUUUUCCUGGCCACCCGUUAACAUGCAGGAUGUGUGUUCUGUAAAGCGGGUGAUCCAGUGUCUGACGUAUCAUCGAGUGUGUGUGUUUGUGUGUGCAUACAAGUUGUUCUCUCUCUGUGUUCAUUGUCUCUGUCAGUUUUCAGUGUCUGCUCCCUGCUCUCCGUGACCGCUCUACUCGCUGCUCGGUGGACCUCCACCCACGGGUCCACCAGCUCCACCUGCACUAAUCUUUCUGCCCGUUGCACUGGGACCAGUGUAUAGACCCAGAUCUGGAGCGCUCACUGGCCUCGCCCUCUCUCCCAGGGCUGUUCUUUCAGAAGCCAUAGCCACCACUCUGGGAUCGUCGUGAGGCUUUAUGGUGCAUGUGGCGACGCACGUCUUUUUGUAGUUCUCCCCCCGACUCCCCCCAUGCUUUACUAUUAGGGGAAAAAAAGGGCUGCCCCCUCUCCCUCCUCCCCUGUCUGCGUGUUUACGUCCUCGCCCAUAUCUGCGUAUCUACUGUGGGACGGGGAAAGACCCUCGGACCCGCGUCACUGACUCUGCUGUCCCUCUCCUCCGUCGCCCCUCGUCUCUGAUCAGGGACAUGGUCAUAACGAGCAGGACAUCCCGCUCCGAUCACAUGACUCAAUCAGCACGCCAGCACUUUGUCUCUGCAGCCACGCUCUGACUCCUUCGAGGUUGUUUCGAAUGGGCCUCUCCUUCCCUUCCUGUCUUGUAUCCUGCUCAUCCAGCUUUAAGUUUCACCUGCUGUGUGCGCGUGUGUGUUAAGACGCAUGGACUGUCUGCUGUAAUUCAUGUCCGUGUAAAAGUAUUUGUAUUUUUGCUUCUCAGUAACAUAAAGCCAAGGCUCUUUUUGUGUAGUGUGUGUGUGUGUGUUGGUGGUGUGUAUUUUCUCCUCGCAGCUUGGGCCCUCUCCCUGCAGCUCUUUGCUUUUACAUCUGUGCAACUGUUUUUUUUUUUGUUUCUUCUUCUUUCUCCACAAAGAACAGUCGCACAGAUAUUUUCUCUGCAUUUUUCUUCUGUAGUCAAACAGGACCUGCUUGCUUUUUGAUUUUUGUUUUGUUUUCCGACCUGCCACCAGAACAAACAUCUCACUGGGUAACUGUAGGAAUGAACCAAGAGGACCACAUUGUUGCAAUCACACACACACACACACACACACACACUUCCUCUCUUCGCCUGAGGAGUGUAUCCGUGUGAAAAGUUGCACUUAAACACACCGCAUACAUUCACACAGUAUCAACAAGUCUAAAGGCCCGUCUGUCAUGAGGCCUGUUUCCAGAUAUUGUUGUUUUUAAAUGGCUGUUCUUAUUAUUGCUAUUGUCGUUAUAUUGGUGAGUUGUGAGUUUUUCUUUCUUUCUUGUUUUUUUUUUUUUUUUUUUUUUUUUUACAUAAAAGGGAGUUAAAGUUGUAUCUUUUCUUUUUUUUAUUAUUAGGAUGUUUUUAUUUGUAUUUCUUCUUCCUUGUUUCUCUUACGGGCUUGACUAUUGGCAGUGUUUUCAAUCUUUCGAAAACCUAGGCUGUUUUGUUUUUGUUUUUUUUAUUUCUCCAAGAUCUUACAAGAAAUUAUUUUAAAAGAAGAUAUAAGUAGAUUGUCAAAGAGAUAUGAGUUAUUAUUGAGGGUUAUAGUCUGUAUAUUCUAUGGGUAUUAUGAAUUAAACGAUUAACAAAAACAGAAUUAUAUACAUAUAAUUAAAUAAAAAUUUCCUGAUACUGUUACAA